Molecule: messenger RNA, 903 nt
Organism: Helianthus annuus (common sunflower)
Lineage: Eukaryota; Viridiplantae; Streptophyta; Magnoliopsida; Asterales; Asteraceae
Product: coiled-coil domain-containing protein 115
Exons: 6
Coding region: 79-714 (211 amino acids)
Biological process (GO): vacuolar proton-transporting V-type ATPase complex assembly
Cellular component (GO): extrinsic component of endoplasmic reticulum membrane
Source: RefSeq, a predicted model, not a curated record
AGCAUAGUAUGUGUGGUGUGGUGAGCCCAUAAAUAAAUGAGCCAAACUCUGCAUAAAGGUCCCACUUGAUUUUUCGCCAUGGAAGAAGAAAACGAAGCUCAAAUUUCUAAUCUAUCAACUGUUGCAACCGAAGAAACAGAAGAUCAAACAUUGAUCUUUCUUGAUUCUCUCGAUGAUUAUCUCAUCUUGAUUCAAACAUUAUCUUCCACUCUUCGCCAGGGAUGGCUGGAGUUGGCAAGCGCACGCCAUUCAAUGGGUGCUUCACGCGUAAACACUGCUUUGCUUAGCCUAAAACACCGUUCUGCCGCCACAAAAGUGGAACUAGAUUAUCACGACAAUGCAAAGUCGCCACAGUUCAGUUUAUGUAAAUGGACAUCUACUGAUGAUAAAAACUCGUCUCCGGAGAAGGAAAAAGUUGAGGAAGACGAGCAGUUAAAAGAAAAUAUGAGCGGUCUGGAAUCUGAAAAUGAAGAGAGUUCACUGGAAAGCAGCAAAGGGUCUGAAACUACGGCAUCACCGCGUAAAACAGAGAACCUUAAAGAACGAGCAAAGAUACUCUCAAUGUUCGGGACAUUGGUUUCUCCAAAGCUUCGGGCUUCUCAACUUUCAUUCGAGACAGCCCUAGAAACACUAGUAAACAUAGCAAAUGUGCGUUCAUCGAUUCUUGAAGCUCAUGCUGCGUUAGUUAAGGAUACGAAGAACACCAAGGAGUGACAAAGUGUUGAGGUUUUUUUUCUAUGUAGAAAUUCAGUAAUAAAAUAGUUGGAUCCAACUGCAUUCAUGUGCAAAGAACAAAAUAGAUUCACAAAGCUUAGACUUCAUAUUUUGUUCAUUUUUAAGUAUGUGUGUCAUCUUUGCAAGAAUUGUUUGAAAUAUGAAAUACUAGUUUAUUUGUUUCAGUUA